Messenger RNA from Musca vetustissima, 1875 nucleotides. Its product is annotated as modular serine protease-like. Bases 1 to 1875 code for a protein of 624 amino acids. The transcript is spliced from 5 exons. Gene Ontology annotation, molecular function: protein binding; serine-type endopeptidase activity. Gene Ontology annotation, biological process: proteolysis. The record is from RefSeq and is a predicted model, not a curated record. Lineage: Eukaryota; Metazoa; Arthropoda; Insecta; Diptera; Muscidae.
AUGCACAUAUCAUCAGCAUUGGCUGAUUGUGGUGAAAGACUGUGGACAUGUGAUAAUGGCGAUUGUAUACCGAUUAACAAGCGGUGUGAUGGUUCCGUAGAUUGUUCGGACCAUUCUGAUGAAAUUGCGGAGAAUUGUAUACACAUGGCCUCUGACUGUCUUCCGUUUGGGUUUGUUUGUAGCUACGGAGCUUGUAUUGCCGGUGUUGGUCGUUGCGACAAUAAUACCGAUUGUGCCGAUAAAUCUGAUGAAUAUGCAUGUAUGAAUGAAAAUCCCGAGCAUCAUCGUGGCAACUGCAGAUCAAAUCAAAUGCAAUGUUUAACGAGUAAGGAAUGUAUUGGACGUAACGAUAUGUGCAAUGGCGUCAAGAACUGUAGGGACGGUUCAGAUGAAACUGUGGAAGUAUGUGCCGGUUUCGAUUGUAGUAGUGGCUUUCAAUGUGGUUAUGGUGGCUGCGUAGCCGAUUAUGCAAAAUGUAAUAAAAUUCGUGAAUGUGUUGAUGGUUCAGAUGAAGCCUGGGAGCUAUGUGGUACUCCGAGGAAACCGGAAAUCUCAGUAGGUGUCAAAACUAUAGUUUUUCCCGAUAGCACAGCAAUAGGAAAUGGCGGUCAACGAUGCCGUAUACCAUUCGACCUACAAAGUGUCAUUGCACUAAGGCACUUAACUGGAAAUUCGACAUUGAAACCGGGAGAUUUUGUUGAACAAUUGGAAGUCGUUUACUUUGAAUGUUUUAAAAAUAAUAAGAAGUUAGAUUUGGGAAGACGUAAAUGUGAGGGUGGAGAAUUUAAUGGACCAAUUCCUAAAUGUCAAGUGGUUUGUAAUCCCCAACUGUUGGAGGGACUCUCAACGAUAUACAAUGUGUAUUCAGCCAGUGGCAAUUUCGUGAAGCGAUCACUUCAUAGAUAUGGUAUAGCAGUCGGCAGUAUAAUUCACUCGAUUUGUGCUCCUGGUUAUAAGCGACAACAAAUGAUUGGCAAACGACAAAUUUUGAGAUGUCUGACAGAUGGUACAUUCGAUCAGAAACGUGAACCUUGUGAACAGUACUGUGGUCAUCCAUCGGUGCCAAUGGCUUCCAUAACCAAGGGUGUGACUUCCAAUGAUCCUAAUCAAGUUCCAUGGCAUGUUUCCAUAUAUAAGUUGGUUAACAAUAAAUGGGAGUUUAUUUGUGGGGGUUCAAUAGUCACCCCACGAAUUGUUAUAUCAGCUGCUCACUGUUUUUGGAAUAACGAAUUGAUGCGAUUGGAACAUUCUAAUAAUUUUAGAUUCGUUGCUGGCAAACAACAACGAGUAUUUGAUGAUAUUCAGGAAAAUCAAGUUCUAAUCAGAGGGGCCGAAAUGAUUAAUGCGUCUGCAGAUUUUGAAGGCAUAAGAACUAAUAAUUUUGCUGAUAUUGCUGUCAUCAAAUUGGACUCCCCAUUUGUUUAUAAUGAGCAUAUAUCAGCGAUAUGUUUUAAACAUUUCACAAGACUUAUCAGUGAUAUUGUACAAUCGAACAUUACCGGAACUGUAACUGGUUACAAUGAACUAAAUAAUAAUAUGGAACGAGUAUCUAUGACCACCCAAGGAUACUAUGAAUGCAUACAGCACAAAUCUAUAGGCGAAACAUUGUCCGAAGAUAAAUUCUGUUUAUACAAAGAUAACAGUGAACGAAUUUGUCGCGGUGAUAGCGGCGGUGCAUUUGCUCAGAAACUUAAAGUUGAUUUUCCAAAAUCAGAGGAUCUAUACUAUUUACUGGGCAUUAUAAGUUUUACACCUAGAACAGAAAAUGAGUGUUCGCGCACAGGUUAUGUAGCGGCAACAAAUGCGAAAUUUAUGCGUCCGGAUUUGUAUAAUAUAUUCCUCAAGGAAAUUAAUAAUGACGAGAGUCUGUUUUAG